AGAAAUAUGAUAAGAUGUAUGGCAUCAACCAUAACAUAUGGUGUGCCAUGGCUGGAAAUUUAGUUGCUGUUGAGUCGUGUCUGAGGGUCACGCACAGGGAGUUUCGGAAAAAACUCAAUGGUGGAUAUAAGACUAUUACUGUGUGGGAUGUUGCAAAAAAUCUCCAUACUAAUCUGAAGAAGGUUCGAGGUUUUUCUCUGGAUGUUAUUUAUGUGAGCUUCUUGGUUGCCGGAUACGACGCUGAGGUUCCUAGAUUGUAUGAGGUCAACAGGGGUUGUUGCCAACCUCGUCAGUACGCAUGCAUUGGUUCUGGCGCAUCUUUUGCUCAAGAAUAUAUGACUGAAGUGUUAGUUUUACAUACUUUUAGGGUGUUGAUGGGAAUAGGGGAUUUGAGUGUUUGGAGUGGUUGUGAUGGUGGUGAUCUAUUGUUGGUUGUGAUCACCACGACUUCUCGAGCUCCAACUUCAGUCACGUUCUUUCCAUAA
This is a messenger RNA of Papaver somniferum (opium poppy), 485 nucleotides long. RefSeq lists its product as uncharacterized. Gene Ontology annotation, cellular component: proteasome core complex. The transcript is spliced from 4 exons. Lineage: Eukaryota; Viridiplantae; Streptophyta; Magnoliopsida; Ranunculales; Papaveraceae. Bases 15 to 485 code for a protein of 156 amino acids. The record is from RefSeq and is a predicted model, not a curated record.